CACUUGUCCAUCAUUCAAGAGCGUUCCUUCACUUCUUGCAAGACAUCUCAAUUGAUUCUCGAUCACCGCGCCGACCUGCAAAGCCAACUUCAAGAUGGGCUCCUGCAACAAUGCCACUACCUUCGUCCUCAUCACCGGUGCUAAUCAGGGCCUCGGUCUUGAGUGUGUGAAGAAACUAGCCGCCGAACAACUAGAUUUUCACAUCCUUCUAGGAUCACGAAGUCUGGAAAAGGGUAGACAAGCAGCCAGCACCGUUACAACCCGGGCCCAGGGCACCACGGUCGAACCUGUCGCACUCGACGUCAACAAUGAAGACUCGAUAAGUCAAGCCGUCAAGUACAUUGACGGAAAAUAUGGUCGUCUCGAUGUUCUACUCAACAAUGCCGGAGUCAUGACGCUCCCGGGCCUCUCUUUCCGUGAAGAGAUGAAGCAGGUCAUCGAGACCAACGCGAUCAGCGCGGCAUGUGUCACCGAAGCUUUCCUCCCACUGAUGAAAAGGGCCCAGGCGCUGCCGCCCCGGCUCCUCUUCAUGUCCUCGGACUUUGGAUCCAUCGCCUACUGCCUGGAUCCCUCGCGACCUUUCUACGGCUACGACGCGAAGCCGUACUUCACCUCCAAAGCGGCAAUGAACAUGGUCGGGGCUCAGUACGCCGUACAACUCGGCAGGGAGGGGUUCAAGGUCAACAUGGUGGACCCGGGCUUUCGGUCGACCAACCUCAACGGCUUUCACGAACUCGGAGGUGUGCCCGCUGCGGGCGUCCUCGAAGCGUGCCGAUUGAUGAUCGACACCGACAAGAAUGGCCAACACGGUACCUUCACAUCGAAUGAGAAGCAGCAUCCAUGGUAGUGAUGAUGAGCACCUUCAUGGGUGAAUUCUGUAGACCUUUGUGGGAGUUUCAGAUUCUAGAUUCGAAUACUCAUCUAAAUCCAUCCAAUCGGUUGUCCUCUACGGUAUGGCGGGUUAUAGUGCCAUCGUAGCCGUGUGUGCCUGGAGUCUACUCGGUCGAUGGACGUGACUACAAGAAUGAAUUGCUCAUGUGGAAGUAGGUAAAUGACAAGAGCCACCGAGUUACCGAAAGGGCCCAUCCAAAGAUGAACGAAAAGAAAGGAACUAUACUAGUCCAUGAAGGGAAUGUAACCGAAUUCAUCGCCGAGUAGCCGUGGGAACAAAAGAUCCAUUUACCGUUUGCCCCCGCAUUCAGACAGCCUCGCACUUAACAUCUUAACAACCUGUUGGCUGUCGUAUUAUUCCUCGACGCCCGGCUGCUUCAUUAUUCUCAACUCAUCUGACCCUCUCAAGAUGUUAUCUCAUGAUGGUCCGUUGAAUCCUCGGCAAUAGGCCAAAAAGGAGUAGUAUGGAGUACUCCUACCUCUUUUCGAUCCUAUAGCGAGAACCAUGGCCCAUCUUAGUGGCUAUAUCAAGUUUCAGCCUCGGCUCUCCAAAGAUUUGCGGAGAAUAUUGCCUAACUA
This is a messenger RNA of Exophiala oligosperma, 1470 nucleotides long. RefSeq lists its product as uncharacterized. Lineage: Eukaryota; Fungi; Ascomycota; Eurotiomycetes; Chaetothyriales; Herpotrichiellaceae. The record is from RefSeq and is a predicted model, not a curated record. The transcript has a single exon. The coding region runs from base 95 to 847 and encodes 250 amino acids.